Messenger RNA from Polychytrium aggregatum, 783 nucleotides. RefSeq lists its product as uncharacterized. The record is from RefSeq and is a predicted model, not a curated record. The transcript has 2 exons. NCBI's taxonomy places the organism in Eukaryota, Fungi, Chytridiomycota, Chytridiomycetes, Polychytriales. Bases 155 to 772 code for a protein of 205 amino acids.
CCGGACCCAACCCCAAGACCCCUUCGAUGCUCUGGGCCGUUUUAUCCUUGACAAAUCCAAAGAGUCGAAAGCGACACCACUGUCGCCGCUGGCCUCGGCCCUCAGGGACAUCUCGCAGCCCGAUAACACAGAGGACUAUAUCGGCCAUCCCGCCAUGCACAGCAUCCCCGACCCUGUCUCUGUGAACUGGAAGCCCUUCACUCCGCCGAGCCAGAGGAAGCGCAACAUGGCGAACAAGGGUAGACCCAAAAAACCUCAGUCUACUGAUUCAUCUGAUUCAUCCGAGUCGCUCUCGAGUGACUCUGAAGCCGAGCCCGAAGCCAAAGCUUCGGGGACGACUCCAGCCGGCCUGCUCAAACCAACCCAGGUCGGUGCUGAUCUCAAGCCACCCCCCGGCAAACAAGUCCCAUUCGGCCCUCCAGGGCCUGUCCUAAUUGACCCCGGUGUAUCUGAACUGGAGAAGGAGGCUGGGUCUGUCGUCGUUGAGCCAACAGCGAGCACAAGCGCUGAUGUUGUUGAGGCCCUCGUCGCUGGACCCGUCGAUACGUCCGUGACAACAGAGAGCCCCGCCCCACCAACAGAUACUGCUCCCGUAACAACAGAAGGCUCACUGCCAGUGCCGGUUGCUGGAGAUGAAGCUUCCGACGCAGUUGUCUCGGGCGACCAAGUGGGAAUCGCUGUGCCCGAUCAGACCGAGGCACUCCAGGCGACAGACCCUGACUCCACCAGCGCAGAAGCAAACGAAUCUACUCCGACCGACUUGACCAACUGAAGGCCCUUGAG